Molecule: messenger RNA, 1106 nt
Organism: Brassica oleracea var. oleracea
Lineage: Eukaryota; Viridiplantae; Streptophyta; Magnoliopsida; Brassicales; Brassicaceae
Product: cysteine-rich and transmembrane domain-containing protein A-like
Exons: 3
Coding region: 205-447 (80 amino acids)
Cellular component (GO): plasma membrane
Source: RefSeq, a predicted model, not a curated record
AAAAAAAGUGAUAACUACUGCAAAACGCGUUUUACUUAAAACACACUCUCAAUGACUUUUCCUUCUCCUUAUCGUUCUGUACACAUCUCUAUAAGUUUAUGGGUCUAAACUUUGCACUGUGAGUCAUCUCCUUUAGUCAACGUCGUUUCUUGUUCUUGACCUACACGUUUCGCAGGAGAUCAGAAACCUAGAAAAGAAACAACAAUGACUCAGUACAAUCAACCUCCCGUUGGUGUUCCUCCUCCUCAAGGUUAUCCACCAGAGGGGUAUCCACCGCAGGGAUAUCCGCCGCAAGGUUACCCACCGCAGGGCUACCCACAGCAAAGCUAUCCUCCUCCGUAUGCGCCGCAAUAUCCUCCACCACAGCAGAAUCAGCAGCCGCAUCAACAGAGCAGUACUACUGGGUGUCUACAAGGAUGGAUGAACAUGCUUACAUUCAAACAUUGAACUGGUACUGGUUAUAGACUACAUUGCAUAUUUAAAGCAAUUGAAUUUGGUAAGCAACACGGAGGUUUUUCACCCAGCUUCUUCUCAAUAAAAUAAUAACAACGUUUUUUUAUAAAAAGAAGAGAGAUGAUAGACACUUGAGAAACGAUUGUCAUAUAAAAAACUCUUUGACUUCUGUUGAAAAACUGUGUUACUAUGUACUCCCUUCGUUUGCAAGUGAUGUUUAGGAUUUUUGUUUUGUAUCAGUUUAAAUGAUAAAUGUAAUUUGAAAUUUAAAACCAUUUGUAUUUGGCAGUAUAAAUUUUUAUUGAUUGAAUUAGCUGUAGUUAUUGUUUUUUAUGCAAAUGGGAUAAAUUGAAUAAAAAUUAGUAAUUUAUGUGCAAAAACUUUAAUACCCAAUUAUUUUGAAACAAAAGGAAUAUCACUUAAAAUGGUUUAUAAAAAAUUAUUAUGUGAUUAGAUAUUAUCUCAUAUGUAUUAACUGAUGAUCAUUUAAAAGGUUGUAACUUUAAGUUUGUACUAAUUAAAAGAUAUCAUUCUUAGGUGUCACUUAAUUAGGAUGACAAUUUAGUUUACGUGUCAUCUUAAAAAUCAAUUGAAAAAAAUGUUGGUCCAAAUCCAAUUACUAUGGAACAUUAUAUUAACCCAAAAUAUAAGAA